Clarias gariepinus (North African catfish) is the source of this 1707-nucleotide messenger RNA. RefSeq names its product potassium-transporting ATPase subunit beta-like. Gene Ontology annotation, cellular component: sodium:potassium-exchanging ATPase complex. Bases 305 to 1180 code for a protein of 291 amino acids. Gene Ontology annotation, molecular function: ATPase activator activity. The record is from RefSeq and is a predicted model, not a curated record. Gene Ontology annotation, biological process: sodium ion export across plasma membrane; intracellular potassium ion homeostasis; intracellular sodium ion homeostasis. The transcript has 7 exons. NCBI's taxonomy places the organism in Eukaryota, Metazoa, Chordata, Actinopteri, Siluriformes, Clariidae.
AACUCAAGCUGAGAUCUUAUCCAAGGCUUCAAGGUGACCAUAACAAACUUCUGCACAUUUCCAUUCCUGGGCGAAUGAAAGUACUUGUGAGUGGUUAGUCCUGCCCAGAAUUAUGCAAGUUAAUAGUGUGCUUAUCAUGAUAUAUAAAAAGACAUGUCCAUGGUGCACGACCAUUGUUCUCACACAAUAUCAAGAAAUCAGAAGAAAUACCCAAAGGAGAAAGAUAACCCCUUUGAAAGAGGAAAGCUUUCAGGAAAAACGACAGUUUUCUAAAAACGUGUAGCGCCCAUUUGAGAAAUAUACAAUGGCUACUCUGAAGGAAAAGCGAACCUGCGGCCAAAGGUGUCAAGACUUUGGCCAUUUUGUUUGGAAUUCUGAUGAAGGGAAAUUUAUGGGUAGGACACCAGAAAAAUGGGUGUACAUCAGCCUGUAUUAUGUUGCGUUCUAUGUGGUGAUGACAGCCUUGUUCUCCCUGGCCAUCUACGUGCUCAUGUACACCCUGGACCCCUACACCCCUGACUAUCGUGAUCGAUUAAAAUCGCCAGGCGUGAUGGUUUGGCCGGACACGUAUAACGAUGAAGUUGUAGAGAUCAACUAUAACAUAUCUGAUAAGAAAAGCUGGAUGAAGAUGUCGAAAAUUCUUCAGGACUUCCUCGAACCAUACAAUGAUACCAGACAAGCACAAUGCAACCAUUACAACUGUACCACUGGCAAGUACUUCAUCCAAAGAUCAUUCACUGCUCCGAAUCAUACAAAGUGGUCCUGUCCCUUCUACCAAAGCACACUGGGCAACUGUUCUGGGAUUAGCGACCCAACAUUCGGUUAUAACACCGCCCAGCCAUGCGUAAUCAUCAAGAUGAACAGGAUCAUCGAUUUCUACCCAAACAACGGAACAGACAUCGCACCAAACUUGAACUGCACUGUUCUGGAAGGUCAAGAUAACGUUCGUGGCUACGAGUACUACCCCGUCAAUGGAACUCUCGACCUUUCGUACUUUCCAUACUACGGCAGGCUGGCUCAGCCGAACUACGUGAACCCGCUGGUGGCGGUCAAAUUCGAUCUCGUUAACAAGAGGAAGGCAAUGAUCCAGUGCAGGGUAAUGGCCAACAACAUCGCUUAUCAGAACUUCUACGAUCCCUAUGAAGGGAAAGUCAUCUUUCAUUUAAAUGCACUGAGUUAGCCAUAUACACAAGAUUAUACACACAUUUGUUCAUUUUUUUUUAUGUUUAUUUUCCAUGUCAUUUCAGUAUGAAUCAGUAACACACAAAAAAACUUGCUUUGCAAAUCAACCUUUGUAUUAGAGACAAUCUUAAGGAAUAUAUAUAUAUAAAAUCUAGUUGCAUUUAUUUGUUUAAAAUGUAUUCUUAAUUUAAAUGGUAUGUAGGUUAAUUAUUAACACAGUAAGUCUGAAAAUAAAACAAAUGAAUAAAAGAUUACAAAGACCUUGUUUUUAUUGUUUUCUUUUAACCCUCACUGAACAAAAACUAUAGAACAACCCCAUGUCUGUAUAAACCCAUAUAAAAUGUAUAUUAUCUGUAUAUCUGACUUUGUUUUAAAAAUUAUUGUAAAAAAAAAAAAAAAAAAAAAUUGUUUUACAUAAAAACGAACACCUGUUGAAAUUAGAGGUGACACUUCGUGGAAUGUGUUUAUUUGUUUCAAAACCCACCUAGGAAAAAUAGUUGCCUGUAUAUAAAAAAAAAAAGAUGG